Gopherus flavomarginatus (Mexican gopher tortoise) is the source of this 751-nucleotide messenger RNA. RefSeq names its product C-type lectin domain family 2 member D-like. The record is from RefSeq and is a predicted model, not a curated record. The coding region runs from base 134 to 715 and encodes 193 amino acids. Lineage: Eukaryota; Metazoa; Chordata; Testudines; Testudinidae. The transcript has 5 exons.
GGAGGAGACCAGGGCCAGGACCUCCGCCCCGGCUCCACUUCGUUGCUGCUGGAUCAGACCCAGUCAGACAGAGGAGCCAACCUCAGCCCAGCGCCUGUAACAGCAUCUCUAGCCUGAGUGUUGCUGAGAGACAAUGGGGUCAGCAACUGGGGCUGCUGAGAGCGAAGUGCCGCUGCAGGAGUUGCAUGUUGAUGGCAGUGGAAACCUGGAGGCUGGCGUGGAGCCAGAAUCUUGUCAUAACUGCAAGAAAAGUCAGACUGGACCAGUUGUGGUUGCACUGAUAGUUGUAUCAUCUGCUUUGAUCGCCGUCAUCAUUGCUCUGGCAGUGCUGGCAUCUAAGCUUUCAUCAGCUGAUCUGUGCCCCCCUGCAUGCACAGACGGCUGGAUCGGGUACCGAGGGAAAUGCUACUAUUUCUCCGAGACUGAAGGGAGCUGGACCUACGUUCAGAGACUCUGCUCCUCCUUUGGUGCCUCCUUGGCUGGGAUUGACAGUGAGCAGGAAUUGAUGUUCCUGCUGCGCCAUAAGGAUAUCCAUGAACACUGGAUCGGCCUCUGGAGGGAGCAGGGGCAGCCCUGGAAAUGGACCAACAGCACUGAAUUCAACAACCUGUUUCAGAUAAGAGGAGGUGGUGACUGCGCGUAUCUGAAUGACGAGAAAGGGGUCAGCAGCUCACGGUGCUACAUGGAAAGACGGUGGAUCUGUAGGCAAACCUGAGGUGUAUGUGAUGGGAAAAGGGACUGCACUGGAAGG